Messenger RNA from Mesitornis unicolor (brown roatelo), 661 nucleotides. Its product is annotated as myelin P2 protein-like. The transcript has 4 exons. The record is from RefSeq and is a predicted model, not a curated record. Gene Ontology annotation, molecular function: fatty acid binding. Bases 72 to 470 code for a protein of 132 amino acids. Lineage: Eukaryota; Metazoa; Chordata; Aves; Mesitornithiformes; Mesitornithidae. Gene Ontology annotation, cellular component: nucleus; cytosol. Gene Ontology annotation, biological process: fatty acid transport.
CUCUGACUUCCACCAAGAGCUGCUGUGGCCACUGGCUCUCUGCAGGACCACUGACUCACAAAGCCAAGACAAUGUGUAAUCGAUUCAUGGGAACCUGGAAACUCGUCUCCAGUGAAAAUUUUGAUGACUACAUGAAAGAAUUGGGAGUGGGCUUAGCUAGCCGGAAACUCAGUGGCCUGGCAAAGCCUGAUGUGAUCAUCAGUAUGAAAGGGGAUGUAGUAACCAUCAGAACUGAAAGCACUUUCAAAAAUACAACGAUCUCUUUCAAACUGGGCCAGCAGUUUGAUGAAACAACGGCAGAUGACCGGAAAGUCAAGAGCGUCAUAACCUUGGAGAAAGGGGCACUUGUGCAGGUGCAGAAGUGGAAUGGCAAAGAGACCUCGAUAAAGAGAAGACUGGUUGAUGGGAAAAUGGUGGUGGAAUAUGCCAUGAAAGGAGUUAUCUGCACUAGAGUCUACGAAAGAGCGUGAAGAAAUUCCCUCUUUGGACCGGACUGGGACUGGCUCUUAAAACUCGGCUUAGUUCAGUGACCAAAGCUUCUUUAUUUUCUUAUUUCCUUUUAUUGGGAAAAUGACUACACUAUAAUUUGAUAUUUCAGAGCCGUAGUGUAACUAAUCCAAUGUAUUGUGGUGAUCCAAUAAAAGCUUCUCAACACAUAAAA